AUGUAUUGUUCAGCAAACGAAACAUCAGAUGGGGGUGGAAUGAUCGUGUGGACUGAUAAAGGUUUCACCAUCUGCUUUUUUGAUACGUUCACAACAUCAAUUCUAUUUGGUUUUAUAUUAAUUUUUGGUUUAAUUCAAUAUAUUUUUUAUAAACGGUUUGGAUUCAAAAUCGAAAGAGAAUACAUCGAUGCGUCAGUUUUAUAUUCCAUUCAAAUUGUAUUAACAGUUCUCCUGGCAUGUGAACCAAUUCUACUGUAUGCAACAGAAACAACAGCAUUUGGAAAAAGCAAACUUCCGGGUUACACAAUCUUUCGUUGUGUACUUCGAACUGCAGUUUGGUUAUUUUCAUUGAUCAUUCUUCGAAUUGAACGGACCAAAACAAUGCCAACAAGUCAAACACGUGGCCAUGGUUUGACACUCUUGACAUUUUGGUGCAUUGCAGUUUUAAUCGAAUUAUGCACUUUGAUAUCUUAUCGUUCGUCCUUAUGGUUUUUCCAGCCGAUUGUUCAUCAUGAAUCACCGAUUGAAGAAAUUCAACUAGUUCGAUUUGGCUAUUGGAUAUUUCGGCUGAUUGGAACGAUAUGUGUAUUUUGCAUUGGUCUUCGCGCCCCCGGUGUACCACGACGACGUUAUACAGCAAUGUUAAAUCGAACUCAAUCACAAACUGAAGAAGAGAGUAGAAAAGAAAAUGUUUGGAUAAAAUUCUUUCACCAUUUCAAAACCUUAGCACCAUUCAUCUGGCCACGAGGACAUUUUGGUUUACAAAUCAAUAUUCUUAUUUGCAUCGCCAUUGUUCUUUGUGGCCGAUUGAUUUCAAUCGAAGUUCCUCGAUAUACGAAAUUGAUCACGGAUGAAUUGAUUCAGCCGAGUAAUGCAACCACGGACACAUUUAUGAAUCUCGGAGCAAAACUACGUGCACCACAAAGUUGGCCAUGGAGACUAGUAGUGAUAUUGGCGGCUUUAAGAUUUCUACAGGGUGCAGGCGGAUUUGGCUCAGGUUUAUUAUCAAUUGCUCGUUCGACAUUAUGGGUGAAAAUUGAUCAGUAUACGACUCGAACAUUGAAACUUCGAGUUCUUUCUCAUUUACAUGACUUAUCAUUACGUUGGCAUUUAGUACGUAAAACUGGUGAAGUUUUGCGUAUCGUUGAUCGCGGUACUGAAUCAGUCGAUUCGUUACUCAACUACAUUUUGUUCAAUAUAUUUCCAACAAUAGCAGACAUUAUUGUUGCUGUUGUUUACUUCAUUAUUCAGUUCAAUAUCUGGUUCGGUAUAAUUGUGUUUGCAACUAUGUUGAUUUAUCUUCUGACGACAAUUGUUAUUACCGAAUGGCGAACGAAAUUUAAGAAAGAAAUGAACAAACUCGAUAAUGCGGUAAAUGCAGCUGCUGUUGAUUCGUUGGUUAAUUUCGAAACAGUAAAGUAUUACGGUGCAGAACAAUACGAAGUAGAACAGUAUCGUGAAGCAAUUGAAAAGUACCAAAAAGCCGAAUGGACCAAUCAAAUCAGUUUACAAUUUCUGAACAUUGUUCAAUCAAUUGUCAUCACUAUUGGUUUGACAAUCGGCUCAUUGUAUUGUGUCUGGCUUGUUAGUAGCAAACACGAAUUAACUGUUGGUGACUACGUGCUAUUCGGUACAUAUGUUCUACAAUUAUACACACCAUUGAAUUUCUUUGGAACGUACUAUCGGAUGAUUCAGCAAGCUUUUGUUGAUAUGGAAAAUAUGUUGGACUUAUUGGACAUUCGACCUGAUGUGCAAGAUUCUCCAUUUGCUAAGGAUCUUGUGAUUAACACCGGAAUGAUUGAAUUUGACAACGUUUGCUUUCAUUAUCAACCAGAACGACCAAUCUUGAAGAACGUUUCGUUCAGCGUUUUGCCCGGUCAAACUUUGGCUAUCGUGGGUCCAUCGGGAGCAGGAAAAACUACAAUUGUUCGGUUACUCUUUCGGUUUUAUGACAUUCAAUCUGGUUCCAUUAAAAUUGAUGGUACAGAUAUCAACUCCGUUACACAAAAUUCUCUUCGUCGUUCGAUUGGUGUUGUACCACAAGAUACAGUCUUAUUUAAUCGAGAUAUUUUAUACAAUAUACGUUAUGGCCGAGUGACAGCAACAGAUAGAGAAGUCGAAAAUGCUGCGCGUACCGCUGAAAUGCAUGAGCGAAUACAAACAUUUCCAGAAGGAUAUAAAACAGUUGUUGGUGAACGUGGAUUGAAGUUAUCCGGUGGCGAAAAGCAACGAGUUGCUAUUGCAAGAACACUUCUGAAAGCGCCUGCAAUUGUUUUAUUGGAUGAAGCCACAUCCGCAUUAGAUACAAUCACCGAACGACACAUUCAGUCAGCGUUGAGAACUGUUUGUGAAGGUCGAACAACAAUUAUUGUUGCACAUCGAUUAUCCACCAUCUCACAUGCUGAUGUGAUUGUUGUACUUAGAGACGGUGAAGUGGCCGAACGCGGUUCCCAUGAAGAACUCCUAGCUCUCGCUGAUGGUCUGUAUGCAAGUAUGUGGAGGGAACAAUCAACAUCGUAUACAAACGCCGACAAACCAACCACCAUGGAUAAUGAAGCACCGAGCGAAAAAGAUUAUCCGGCAGCUUCCAGUCAUCACCAUCAUCAUUAA
Molecule: messenger RNA, 2610 nt
Organism: Adineta ricciae
Lineage: Eukaryota; Metazoa; Rotifera; Eurotatoria; Adinetida; Adinetidae
Source: the annotation of a GenBank genome assembly